AUGAAAGGUGGUCCCUUGACUAGCUGGAAUGAUGUAGGUGGGAGGGUGGAUGUGUCAGGGAGCAGGGAGGGCGGAAUGCCAACCAGCACAUUUGCCGGCUCAUAUGCCGCGACCGUGCGACGGGGGAGGGGGAAGGGAGUUUCUAGAUCUUCCAGUCGGUCACUGAAGCAUGAACAGCGGCCAAGCACUGACUAUUUUGCUGUGCUUCGAAGGUCUUCACCGGUAUCAGUGUACCAGCGGGGGGAAUCAGGGUAUUUGUCGAAUAACUUUGGUCCCUACGCCUCCCAGAGAGGGAGGUUAGGCAGAAAUAGAUCUUUGUCACGCACAUCUUUCACACCGGGACGGCGGCGUGUGAGCAGACACGUGACACCAUGGCAUCCGCUUGGUGUGCCGAAGAAAAACUUUAUCUCCACCCAAAGGAACAGCAUAGACGAUUGCCUUGCUAACUGUAUGAGUCAAAUCAAGCGCCACGAACAUGUGUAUCAUGCACGUCGAGCAAAUUCUCGCGGAAGGCGAUCAGCAGGAUCUCGCCUGUUUGAACUUCUUGCGUACGAACCGCGGCGGGUUUCAUGUGUGGCGCGUACUUCCAGGGAUAAGUUGAUUGCUCCAAGUGUUGAGGACCCUGGCGGCAAAAGGACACCUGCGUCACAUGUUCAGAGCGUAGAGGCCUCAGCGGUUAUCAAUAGUCUGUGGGCUGGUAGUGCAGCCAAACGAGCAGCGGCGAUCAAAAGCUACAGAACUGCUCGUGGGUCAGCUAGCCCCCGAAGAAAGCGAAAAAGCCCUAAGGAAGUCACUGGUGAAACAAGAAAGGAUAUGGAAGGGCAGGACGAUAUUAAUAGAUGGGAGAACACCGGUACCGAAAGUCGAGGAAGUACAGAUCAGAAGAAAAGUGUAAAGAAAGAACUCUUCCGCCUUAGAUCCAUGGCGCGUGAGACAGCCGAAGCUGUUGCAGGAAUGCGAGCGCUCCACAAGAAAAUGUCUCGAGCGGCCAGGUCUCACACGAAGCUUCGGGCUAACGUGGCCCGCGAAGAGAAGGAGAGCCAGAGACUAGAGAAAGUUGCUGUGAAGUGUAAAGAUACGGUGGAUCGUCUCUGUUCAUCGAGAGAUUCCGGACAGGUAUCCGCACGUGUUUUCGGCGAGAGGGAUCUUGGGGAAGCGGACGGAUUCCUCUCCAAUUUGUGUCUUCUGGGUCAGCGGGCAGCCCUGCGACGUGAGAAGGCAGCGUUAGAGGGAGCUGUCACAGCAGCCGAGAAUGAACUUGUGGAAAAGCUUGCCCAAAAGGAUCGUGCGGGUGUUCUCUUCGGCACGGCAGAUGGUACGAUAAAUGUAGCUGACAUCCGCAAGAGGAAUAACCUUGCCAGGAGUUACUUUCACUGUCACUUGGUAAAGCGUAGUAUUGAUACGUUGAGGGAAACUGAGCGGCAGUUGCUCGGAAAAACGAAGGAGGCUGGCAGGCGUAUCAACAAACUUUCCGUUCGCGUUAAAGAAGCGAAAGAAAUAUUGCUGCAACAUGAUGAUAUAAAAGAUAUGCACAUUCCAAAGCAUAAGUUGCGGGCACCGCCUCCUUUGGAUGUUGCUCUCACCACUCAAGCGGCAACAAUUUUCCACCUCACCGGUGUGCCCCAGUAG
Molecule: messenger RNA, 1629 nt
Organism: Trypanosoma brucei brucei TREU927
Lineage: Eukaryota; Euglenozoa; Kinetoplastea; Trypanosomatida; Trypanosomatidae
Exons: 1
Coding region: 1-1629 (542 amino acids)
Source: RefSeq, a predicted model, not a curated record